This is a messenger RNA of Yamadazyma jaroonii, 2106 nucleotides long. The record is from the annotation of a GenBank genome assembly. Lineage: Eukaryota; Fungi; Ascomycota; Pichiomycetes; Serinales; Debaryomycetaceae.
AUGGCCAAACCUAGAGGAAGAAGAGCCCAAAAAGUUGAAGGAGUUGAGUUCUCUAUCGACAAUGCACCUGAGGUUCAACAAGGACUUGUUGAGGAUACAUCAAGUUCUUCCAACCAAGGUAAAAGUGAGUUAAAAUCUACAUUUUUCGGGUUAGUCGAUAGCAACGAAAUCGAUUAUUUCAAACAAGCAGAAUCUACUUUAAAUGUGAAUUCUUUUGAAACAGACGAAGAAAGAGAAGGCUUUGUAAGCUCAGUUUUGGAGGAGGCAAGAGGUAAAGAAUUGAAAUUAGUGACUAACCAAAUCUGUUCGAAAUUGAUGGAAAGAUUAAUUUUAAUAGGAAAAGAUCAUCAGAUCAAAUUAAUUUUCAAGCAAUUACAAGGUCAUUUCUUUGCUUUGUCCAUUCAUAAAUACUCUUCCCACGUAUUGGAAACUUUGCUUGUAAGAAUUGUAUCAAUGGUUGAAAAAGAGCUUAUUGGUGAAGAGGAAGAAGCCGAAGAUGAAAUUGAUGAAAACCCAUCAGCAGGUGUAACUAUUGAACAUAUGUUCUUGUCAAUGUUGAAUGAAUUAAAACCGGAAUUGAAUUCAUUAAUAACAAACCAAUAUGGUUCACAUGUGGUGAGAUUAGUCAUUUUAAUUAUCUCAGGUAAAGAAUUACCCUCAUCUACUUUAUCAAAUUCCACAUUGAGAUCCAAGAAGUCUAAAAUUGCCAGAAAGAUGAUUGAAAUCAAAGACAAUGAAAUUUUCAACAGAUCACUCCAAAUUCCAUCAAGUUUCAAAUCCCAAAUUGGAGAGAUUGUUAAAGCCAUCUUGAUUAAUAAAGAUACCAAAGCAAUGAGAUCAUUGGCUAUUGAUAAAAUUGCUUCCCCUGUUUUACAGCUUUUAUUGCAGGUUGAAGGUAUUGUUGAUAGAGAAAGAUCCAUGUGGCACUUAAUCUUCUUGAGUGAUAAGCUGCCCAAAGAUUCUCAAGAAGAAGCCUUUGUUGAAUAUUUGUUGAGUGAUUCAGUAGGUUCUCAUUUCUUAGAGUCACUCAUUAAAGGAACUGGUGUCAGAUUAAACUAUAUUGAAAGAUUGUAUCAAUUAUAUAUGAAGGAUAGAAUUAUCAAAUUAUGUAACAGAUCAACCACCGGUGUUUUCAUUGUUCAAUCCUUAUUACACAAAUUAAAAUCUGUUGAAGUUAAAUUCAUUCUUGACCAAAUCAUUCCUGAAUUGUCGAAAUUAUUGUCCAUCAACGACAAUCAGAAUUUGGAAUUAAGCACCAAUGUUAUAGAUGCUUCCAUCGAACAAAAGAAUUAUCAAAGAGAAGAAAUCAUCCAACAAUUGUUCUUGAAAUUCACUCCCAAUUUCGAUUACAAUACCAUUGAGAAUAAUGACAAUAACUUGCAAGAGAAUCCAAAUCCUGAAUUAUUCGAGAAGAUAUUAGGAUUAUCAAAAUCCACUUUAGGUAACACAAGGGAUGAUUGGCCAACAGCCGAAGAAAGAAGAAGAUCCCUCUUACUUGAAAAAUUGAUGCAGUACGACUUUGGGUUCGUUAUUUGCGUGUGGUACAACUUAUUGCAAAUGCCUUCAACAAGAUUCACCCAAAUGUGUUUACAUGGUGUCUUCAGUCAUGUUAUUGAAAAUUCCUUAGUAAUUCAACCGAACGAACAGAAGCCAUUAUCUAUAUUGAGAAAGAGAGUCUUGAAUUUAUUCACAAGUAAGAUCUCAACUCUUGCAGUUAAUUCAUAUGGUUCCCAUAUCGUUGAUAAGUUAUGGGAUUUCACGAUUGGACAUAAUAUGUACAAGGACAGAAUUGCUACCGAAUUAUCAUCAAAUUCAAAAGUCAUCAAGGACAGUAUCUACGGGAAGUUGGUUUGGAAAAAUUGGUCUAUGGAGUUAUUCCUCAGAAAAAAAUACGAUUGGAAACAAUUAGUCAAACAACAAGAAAUUGAAUUUGGUAACAUCCAAGUCAAACCAAUCCAUUUGAAGAUGCAGCAAUUGAAUGAAAAAUCUAACGCGAACAACACUCCUCUUCCUAGAGAUGGAAACAGAUUCAGAGCCAACAACCAUGAUGGUGAAGAAAGUGGUAGACCAUUCAAAAAGCAAAAUAGAGGUCGUAACAGAAAUUAG